Cricetulus griseus (Chinese hamster) is the source of this 519-nucleotide messenger RNA. NCBI's taxonomy places the organism in Eukaryota, Metazoa, Chordata, Mammalia, Rodentia, Cricetidae. The record is from RefSeq and is a predicted model, not a curated record.
AUGUCUAGAGCAGCGGGUAGCCGCCCAGGGUUGUCUGGGGGACAAGUGGCGGCUGCAUCUCCGCUCCUGUCACUGCUGCUGCUCCUCGCCUGCUUCGCAGACGCCUGCAGAGGUGCUCCAGUAUCACCUCAAAGAAUACGGUCAGAACAAGAACUACAAUUGUGGAAUAAGGUGCAUGAUGCUUGUUCAUCCUUCCUGUCUAGUGAUUCCCAGCCUCAGGGAUCCACUGCACUGAGGGAGUUUUGCCGUUUGGUGACCGAGAGCCUCCAGAAGCCUCUGGAACAAAAUGAAAAACAUAAUACUAAGAGGUUCUUAUUCCAUUACUCAAAGACAGAGAAGUCAGGAAACUCAAAUAUUGUGUCAUCUGUCGUGCAUCCAUUGCUGCAGCUCGUCCCUCAACUGCAUGAGAGAAGGAUGAAGAGAUUCAAGGAGGAAUUACAAAGUCCUUUUGCUGGUCAAAGUAGGGGAUACUUUUUAUUCAGGCCACGCAAUGGGAAGAGGUCAGCAGGUUUCAUUUAA